Sporothrix brasiliensis 5110 is the source of this 714-nucleotide messenger RNA. RefSeq names its product 26S proteasome non-ATPase regulatory subunit 10. Gene Ontology annotation, molecular function: protein binding. The record is from RefSeq and is a predicted model, not a curated record. The transcript is spliced from 8 exons. Gene Ontology annotation, cellular component: cytoplasm; nucleus. Lineage: Eukaryota; Fungi; Ascomycota; Sordariomycetes; Ophiostomatales; Ophiostomataceae. The coding region runs from base 1 to 714 and encodes 237 amino acids.
AUGGCCGACCAGACAGAUCGAUUUGCCAUACAUGCAGCAUGCCGCGAAGGCCAAGUCACUGUGGUUGAAUCUCUCUUGAAUGCGGAUCCAAAGCUGGCAAACCGCAAGGAUGACGAUGGCCGUCUGCCCAUACACUGGGCUGCAUCCUCCAACCAGCUGGAGAUUGUGCGCCUUCUAACUCAGGUGAAAGGUUUCGAUCCUGACGUUCAGGAUGACAGCGGUUGGACACCGUUAAUGAUCGCGGCCAGUGUCAGAGACGCUGAGCCUGUUGUUGAUUUGCUUCUGAACAGAGGGGCUAGUGUGGACGAGAAGAACCAUAACGGACAGACUGUCCUCCAUUUUGUUGCUUCAAAGAGCAACAUCGACCUCGCGAAGAAGUUGCUUGAGGGCUCGCCUUCUGCAUCGGCUCGUGUUCGGGAUAAACGCGGCCAGUACGCGAUCCACCGCGCUGCGGCAGUCGGCUCUGCACCGAUGGUGACUUUGCUUCUAAAACACCGCAGCCCAUUGAAUGCAACCGACAAUUAUGGUCAGACGGCGCUGCACCAUGCGGUGGCCGAAGGACAUGGUGACACUGCCGUGGCUCUUCUCAAGGCAGGCGCUGAGACGGAGAAGAAGGAUCAGUCUGGUUUUUUGGCCCUCGAUCUUGCGCCAGACAAGGAGGUGCGGAAGUAUAUUAUUCAGGCGGCUGAGAGAGAGGGCAUAGAGCUGGCAUGA